CGGGUCCUCCUCGCGCGCCUCCAUCUUUAAACCCCAGAGAAAAACAGCUUCCGCUCAGCCGUACACGCACAUCCUGCGCUCACAUCCACAUUUAUGACACAAUAACCCCAGAUCUGCGCUUUGCAUCGAGAAAACCGAGCAGCAGAGACCCGAGGAGCUCACGGGAGCCGCGCUCGCUGCAUCAGGAGCUGUGUUUCUGCCUGACAUCCACAGAAACAGUGCGCAGCUCUUCUUCUUUUGUCCGCCGCUCUCUCUCGGAGAUGAGGAGAGGAAGAUGUCGGUGUCGGGACUGAAGGCCGAGCUGAAGUUUCUGGAGUCGAUCUUCGAUGUGAACCACGAGCGCUUCAGGAUCCUCGACUGGAAGCCGGACGAGCUGAGCUGCCAGUUUAACGUUACAGGAGACCAGCUGCUGAUCAUCCACUGCAACCUGACGGAGUCCUAUCCGCUGACGCCGCCGAUAUGGUUUGUGGAGUCGGAUGACCCGAGCCUGACCGGAGUGCUGGAGCGGCUGGAGGAGGUCCGGAGGGGCAGCACACUGCUCCUGCAGCAGCUGAAGAGGCUGAUCUGUGAUCUGUGCCGUCUCUAUAACCUUCCCCAGCACCCGGAUGUGGAGAUGCUGGACCAGCCUCUUCCUGCUGGACCCCUUCACCAGGACAGAAAGCAUGGGCCGACAGAUGAGGUCACGUCAGAGGAGGAGGAGGAAGAGGAGAUGGGAGAGCAGGACAUCGAUCUGGAGCACUACGAGAUGAAAGAGGAGGAGCCGGCGGACGGGAAGAAGUCUGAGGAUGAUGGGAUCGAGAAGGAGAACCUGGCCGUCCUGGAGAAGAUCCGCAGGAACCAGCGGCAGGACCACUUGAAUGUAAGUGCUCACUCGGGCGCCGUGUCUGGAUCUGUUCAAGCGUCAGAUCGCCUGAUGAAGGAGCUCAGGGAGAUCUACCGCUCUCAGAGUUAUAAGAACGGCAUCUACUCCGUGGAGCUGGUGAACGACAGUCUGUACGAGUGGCACGUCAAGCUCAGGACUGUGGAUCCGGACAGUCCUUUACACAGUGACCUGCAGGUGCUGAAAGAAAAGGAAGGCAUGGACUACAUCCUCCUCAGCUUCUCAUACAAAGAUAAUUUUCCCUUCGAUCCUCCGUUUGCACGUGUGGUUUCUCCUGUCCUCUCCGGAGGGUAUGUUCUCGGCGGAGGGGCUCUGUGUAUGGAGCUGCUCACUAAACAGGGCUGGAGCAGUGCCUACUCCAUCGAGUCCGUCAUCAUGCAGAUAAACGCCACUUUAGUCAAAGGAAAGGCAAGAGUGCAGUUCGGAGCCAAUAAGAAUCAGUACAGUCUCGCCAGAGCACAGCAGUCGUAUAAAUCACUGGUGCAGAUCCACGAAAAGAACGGCUGGUACACACCGCCCAAAGAGGACGGCUAGAGCCCGGCGUGCACACAUGGACCGAGCAUCUUCAGAUGGACAUCUCUCCAUCACUGCUUUUCUCCCCUCAUCCCUCGUUUCAUCCGGAGCCGCUCCUCCUGACACUCUCCUUUCCCUGCGAGUUCAGAAAGGCUCGGUUCGACCCCUGAAGCCCCCUCAUCAUCUCAGACGGUGCCAUGAUUCCAGCAGAGCGGCGCCAGGAUCUGCGGAAGAGCACAAGCACAGCCUGGUUUUCUGCCCCGCUGCUCCAUCCGCUUCGGUUUGUACUUUAAAACAGCGUUUUCACGCGGCCAGCCAGACGUCAGUGUGUGAAUCAGCUCCGGGAUCAAGUACAGAUGCGUUCGGAUGAAUGAAAGACACGAUGUGAGAACGGGUUUGUGUGUUUCUCUCGGUCCUGUGUCGAUGGCCAGCAGAACUGUCUGCAUCUGUAGAACUGUGUUUACGGUGUUCGUUGAAGCCCCUGCCGUCUCUGGGUGAAGCUGAGUGAGCAAUAACGCCUUAAAAAAGAGGAGGAAGAAGCGAAUGAGCAGACGUCAGUGUUCCUCGCAGUCGUCUCCAGUGUUUCUGAUCAAACUGACGUCAUCAGAGGUCGACCUGAUGGCUGUGAACACAAGGAAACAGCUCUUGUUUUGUGUUAAUAUCCUUCAGAAGACUCUGUUCUUGUUCGCUUCUUUUCCUCCUUUGAGUCAGUUUUACUCUGAAAAGCUCUGGCAUUGAUCAGCUGAUUUCUUCUAAAUCACACGGGCCGCUGUGAACCGCUCCGGUGUUUAACUUCAGUGAAUGACAGUCUGACAUCAAGCGAUCCGCCGAUGUUCUUCCGGCUCCGAGUGUCUGGAAUGAGGAGUGAAUGGUAACUGAUUCCAGAUCUGUGUCUCUUCUCUUGCGUCGUUCGUUCGUUCGGUGGAGUGUUUGAUGGACAGCGUGGAUCAAUGCGUCAUACACUGUCAGCAUGCUUCGGUUUUACUGCUUUUUUUCCCUCAUUGUAAGUGUAAUUUUGACCAUGUACAGUACAAUUUGUAAACUUGCAUCAAGUUUAUGAAUAAAGAAUUUUAAGAAAUA
This is a messenger RNA of Cyprinus carpio (common carp), 2473 nucleotides long. Its product is annotated as ubiquitin-conjugating enzyme E2 Q2-like. Lineage: Eukaryota; Metazoa; Chordata; Actinopteri; Cypriniformes; Cyprinidae. The record is from RefSeq and is a predicted model, not a curated record.